Molecule: messenger RNA, 1041 nt
Organism: Amblyraja radiata (thorny skate)
Lineage: Eukaryota; Metazoa; Chordata; Chondrichthyes; Rajiformes; Rajidae
Product: zinc finger protein 239-like
Exons: 1
Biological process (GO): regulation of DNA-templated transcription
Molecular function (GO): DNA-binding transcription factor activity, RNA polymerase II-specific; RNA polymerase II cis-regulatory region sequence-specific DNA binding
Source: RefSeq, a predicted model, not a curated record
AGUGAGCCACCCCCACCCCCCGCUCGGUGUGUGGGCUGACCUUCGAGGGGCUGAGCUUCGAUGGAGGACCACAUGAUGGGGCACAACAAGGAGAAGCGCUAUGAGUGUGACGUGUGUGGCAAGACCUGGCAGUGCCCGAGCCGGCUGGAGACCCACCGACGGGUGCACACGGGAGAACGCCCCUUCGAUUGCUUGGAGUGCGGCAAGAGCUUCACCUUCGAUAGCCAGCUGCAGCGGCACAACCUCGUGCACUCCGGCGAGAGGCCCUUCACCUGCUCCGACUGCGGCAAGAGCUUCAAGACGGCGAAUGAGCUGAAGAGACACCGGCGGAUACACACGGGUGAGAAGCCCCAUGGCUGCUCCACCUGCGGCAAGAGCUUUGCCCAGUUGUCGGGGCUGCGGGAGCACCGGCGGGUGCACAGCAGUGAGCGGCCCUUCACCUGCUCCGAUUGCGGCAAAGGCUUCAAGUCGGCACCAGUGCUGAAGAAGCACAAGCGUGUGCACACCAGCGACCGUCCCUUCAACUGCGCCCAGUGUGGCAAGGGCUUCACCCGCUCCACCAGCCUGCUGGAGCACCAGCGCACCCACACUGGCGAGCGCCCCUACACCUGCGCCCAGUGCAGCAAGGGCUUCACCCGCUCCACCAGCCUGCUGGAGCACCAGCGCACCCACACUGGCGAGCGCCCCUACACCUGCGCCCAGUGCAGCAAGCGCUUCACCCGCUCCAGUCACCUACUGCUGCACCAGCGCACCCACACCGGCGAGCGUCCCUACACAUGCGCCCAGUGCGGCAAGCGCUUCACCCAGUCCAGCAACCUACGGGUGCACCAGCGCACCCACACUGGCGAGCGUCCCUACACCUGCGCCCAGUGCAGCAAGGGCUUCACCCAGUCCAGCAACCUACGGGUGCACCAGCGCACCCACACCGGCGAGCGCCCCUACACCUGCGCCCAGUGCAGCAAGGGCUUCACCCGCUCCACUCACCUACUGUUGCACCGCCGUACCCACACCGGCGAGCAUCCCUACACAUGCGCCCAGUGC